This is a messenger RNA of Bombina bombina (fire-bellied toad), 1526 nucleotides long. RefSeq names its product chromosome 1 C20orf96 homolog (gene C1H20orf96). The transcript is spliced from 9 exons. The record is from RefSeq and is a predicted model, not a curated record. NCBI's taxonomy places the organism in Eukaryota, Metazoa, Chordata, Amphibia, Anura, Bombinatoridae. The coding region runs from base 118 to 1044 and encodes 308 amino acids.
GCAGACAGAUAAGCAGCUCUCCCUCCUCUAUUCGCAGAGGCUCGUGGGACUUCAAGCAGCAGUUGUCACUGGUUGCUGUCAGCUUUGUUCGCUCAGUCUGCCUGUGAGAGAAGUAAGAUGGCGACCACUUCGAGUGGAAAGGUGUCUCGCCGUUGCCAAGGAGCUAUCUGCCAGAAAUCACCAGCCCUUACAAGGCGAAAAUGUCCUAAGUCACGUGGAAAAGUUGAAAGAAUCAAGGAAGACUGUUACAGACUGCAGGUCGCAUGUAAGACAAAUAUGGAUUCCAUCAAAGUUUUGAGCAGUCUCUGUCAUCGCUUAGAAGAGGAGAAUACAAUUUUGCUGGAGCAAAUCAUAGAAUAUGAACAUCGUAACAUGGCCUAUGCCAGCCAACAGUUGAGGGAAUACACCAAGGCUGGGAAUAAUAUCUUAGCUGUGCAGUCUUGGGCAGAUCGACGACUACAAGAUGCCCAAGAUGAUCUUCAGAAGACUGUGGAGCAAGGAGAGAAUUGUCAACAUGAGCUCCAUCUCCAACUUAAGGCCCUUGAUAGUAAGUUAAAGGACUCACAGAUUGAGCUGCACAAACGUAGAGAGUACCGAGACAGAGAGCAUCCUUUGAAAGUGCUGGAGAUGGCAGAAUUACAAAGACAACUGUACAAACUGGGCGAGACUCAUCAGGAUCAAAAGGCUGAUGUAGAAGCGUUAGCACACUCAGAGCUGCAAAACUUUAUGUGUCAGCAAGAGAAGCUGAGAGAUGUCUCUCUAGAGAAAGUUGUACAGUAUUACAUGGAAAGUCUGCCUCUCUCAGUGAGAAGAACAUGUCUGCAAAAUCAUGGGAUGAAAAAAGAAAUCCAGAUACAAAAACAGGUGAUUGCAGAACUUCAUGAUCAGAUUUUGGCUUUAAAUGAGACAGGAGUCUUGUUGCAGAAGUCACAGUGUCAAAGGCAUGAAAAGCUUUGCAGAGAUCUGUUGCUCCACAUGCCCAAAUGUUCUCCUGAUGAGGAUGUGGCUUUUGAUAUCCCAGUUGAAGAAGAUGUUGGCAUCUAGCAUCAUCAGAUUGAAGAAACCGCAAAUACACUGCAGAGAAAUAUACCAACAUAAAUGCUGCCUGCUACAUGUACAAUAUCUUUUACCUUUUAUUCAGAGCGUCAUUGUGCUCUAUUACAGCUUUUCUUGAAAUAAUGACCACAUUGACAAUAUUGGUGAACUAUAUCAUUGCUGGAGUUCCCAAAAAUAACCAUAUAAAUACCUCUAAUAUGAGAUGGGCUGCCCUGUUCUCUUUUUUGGCUUUGAAGAUUACCAAAUCUGUAUAAGUUAAUUUUAGACUUUGCCUCACUAUUUGGCUAAAAGCGAGUAGCCUUUGCCUAAAUAAACCCCUCUUUGUAAUAUAGGAGUUGUUGAGAAAAGGGCACAUAUUCCUCCCUAUGUGGUAGCCGUGUCCUUCUGUGGCAAUGUUUUCCCCCCCUCAUUGGAAUGCAUUACUAAAUACGCCACUUACCAGUUUGAAUAAACACAUUAAUACAUUUUUA